AUGACGAAGAGUUUCAAAAUCAAUGAGAAUAUGGUUGAACCAGGAUUCAUAAGAGUUCGAAUAUUUUCUAGGAUUCGGCAAGCUACAAAACAACAAAUAUUCAUUUUCUACACAGUUGAUGAAGAUGAGCCUGCAGAAGAACCAAUUAGCGGGUACUACUGUACCUGUCAAUCUGGUGCGAAAACUGUGGAUACUUGUGCUCAUAUAACCAAAAACCAAAACCUAGCAAAAGAGGCAGAGCAUUUCAGUAAAGAUCAUUUCACAGCUUCCUCGGACAAUACGUCCUACUUCGCAUCCGGCUCCUCAUUUGACGACGAGUUAGGCAUUUCCGUGGUCGAAAACCCGCUGGUUGACGCGGUCAACGGUCAAGAAGCUCACGCUGGCUACGACCACAUCAGCGUUAGCGUUUUAAAGAACAAAGAGCGAACGUCGACUCUAGUGCGGAAAUAUCCGGAAGACACCGAAUACGGGCAACCUGCCGGCAACUCAGUCUAUCACCAAAAGUCACCAAGUCCUGAAGAUUACAAUGAAGUGGAGAAGAUGGUAUUCCAAAGCACCUGCCACACAGCAUUGACGAGCUGCAACGGGCACUAUCACUGCCGAAUGCUGCUGAACCCAGUCUUACAUCACUGCGAUAUGUCACGGUGUAAUAGAAAUUCCUGCAUGGAAGCGCUGCAGAAGUUUUACAGCAAGCCUGAUUUUCCGUGGAAUGUGGAGAUAGCUUUCUGUCUUUGCAAAAAAACAGAUAACAAACAAGACGCGUGCCUCAUUGCGCAAGAAAAACUUCAUCCAGUGUGUGCUCAAAGAACAGAAGAAUCGCCACAACCGUCCUGUUUGCAUCUAGCAGAAAUCUGCAGAGAAAACAACGAAUGCAGAUCGAAGUUGGAAUUUUACGAGCAGUCUUGUGCAGUGGACGCUGUAACAAAAAAGUGCGCCGGGUCGCCAGUUGAAUGCCGAUCGGCGAUUUUGGGAAUUUUAGGGACGGAUCUCCGAACGACGUGCGCCUGCAAAGGAACUGACAUGGCCCAGUUGUACGAAUGUCUCGGCUGGCAGAGACUUCUCUGGGUCAAUCCCUGUGUAGUGGAAUCUCAAAAAAACUUUCACAUGGCAAAAGCCCUGGAACAAGCCAAGUACACCACAGCUACCCCAACAACAUCAGCUCCAUUAAUUCGCCACCGGCCCACUUCAGUCCCCCACUUCAAUAUAAACCACCAAGAUAACAUAAUAUCAGCGACAGAAGCUUCAUUACAUACGAGAAUCAACACAAUCGCCGAGUUUAUCCCACCUCCUCAGGCAUUUGUACCAACUAGCAAGUCUACCACUACAACUACGACUACUACAACAACAACAACGACUACAACAACAACAAGACCUCCUUCUACGAGACGAACGAAACCGCCAACCACCACCACAGCCCUACCACCAAGAUCCUGUGUUGUACAAAGGCCCCAGUUUCCCAAUCAUUUUAUACGAGAAGGCUCAUUUAAACGGAUUUACCACGAAGACGAAUUCGAAUGUUCGGACGUAUGUGAAUGUGAAAUAGGUGAGAAGUUAACAUGCAGAACUAUUUGCAUAGACCGGAUGCCUUGCAAGACUGAAUUUGCGUACUACAAUCAUGCAGCUCCUGCAUUCCAAGCGUUCCGGGGAAGGUGUCUGUGUUAUUCUGGACGAUUCAUCUGCAUGAAGCCCAUGCCAAACGAUUACACGUUGCCCCAGGGUGUGUUUCUCUUUUUGGGCUACAGCGAAGUGGAUGAAAGGGAACUCAACAAGAAUCACACUGUUAUCGUUGUUCAGGAUAUAGUAAGAGUGUUGCAGAAUAUUAUUGAAGAGGAAGCGGUGAACGGGACGCUGUGCACAUUGGAAUUCUUUAACGCAACUAAGGAAAAUGUUAUAAUUGCUGGAAAACUAUCUGAAGAUGUCGACUAUACUAAGUUAUCGCCACCAGAAAUUUUAACAAAGGAAAAGGACGAAUGCGUUGAUCUUCUGGAAAUGAUCAGCGACAAAAUCAACUCCAAGAACUCCGACUUCGUCUCUCACUUACUCCUAUCAAUUUUCAAGAUGGCGGAGGUAGAAAUAAUCCCAAUCGAACCCAAAUCAUCAUCAGAGAGAUAUUUUUAUAAAGUACACGUUCUAAUUCUCUCGAUAGUAUUGUCGAAAAUAUUUCAGCAUAUACAAUCGACGCCAUCGUGACAUCGAGACUGAAUAGUUUAAUAGUAUAAAUAUAUAUGUAUACAUAUCAUUAUAGUAUAUGGGCCGAUACGCUAUUUGUGAAAUGUGUUUAUUGAGAACAUGGUGAAAGUGAAAAUGGUUGUAGUAAAACUAUAGGUAAUAGUUUUAUAAGAGUUUGGAGUUAAUAAAAUCAGGGUAACAAAAAUCUAAAAAUUUUACAAAGAAUUUUGUUUCAGUUCUUAUCAAGGCAGUAAAAUAAGUAAGUUUAUUCUUGUAAAUAAACAACAAUUCUAAAAGUGACUUUUGUUAGAUGCCAUAUUCAGUAUAAGUAAAAAUAAACGGGAAGUAAUAAACUAUUUAGACAUAUGGACCAAAAGAUAUACUUAAUAUAACGGCUGAAGGUUCUUAAAUAACGGGUACGUAUGAACAAAUGUGUAAGCUGUAUAGUCCAUUGAUAAUGGAAAUGCAUAGAAAGACAUUCAUGGAGCAAAAACGUCAUUGAAUUAGAACCAUUCCCUAGAAAUCAAACGUAGGAUAGAAACCUCAAGAUCUGCCUUAAAAAAUUGUUGAGCUGUUCAAAUUCCAUGAUUUAUUAAUACCCAUAAAAGCAGGUUACUACGAUGUUUUAUCUUUCCUAUAGUUAGUCGUGGACU
This is a messenger RNA of Diabrotica virgifera virgifera (western corn rootworm), 2822 nucleotides long. RefSeq lists its product as uncharacterized. The record is from RefSeq and is a predicted model, not a curated record. Gene Ontology annotation, cellular component: signaling receptor complex; external side of plasma membrane. NCBI's taxonomy places the organism in Eukaryota, Metazoa, Arthropoda, Insecta, Coleoptera, Chrysomelidae. The transcript has 11 exons. The coding region runs from base 1 to 2190 and encodes 729 amino acids. Gene Ontology annotation, molecular function: signaling receptor activity. Gene Ontology annotation, biological process: nervous system development.